Lentinula edodes (shiitake mushroom) is the source of this 531-nucleotide messenger RNA. RefSeq lists its product as uncharacterized. The record is from RefSeq and is a predicted model, not a curated record. The transcript has 3 exons. The coding region runs from base 1 to 531 and encodes 176 amino acids. NCBI's taxonomy places the organism in Eukaryota, Fungi, Basidiomycota, Agaricomycetes, Agaricales, Omphalotaceae.
AUGGAGAUGACACAGUUCUCGAUAUCCCUCGCAAGGGCGUGGCAGAUUGUAGAGGUGGAAAAUAGCCAUGUUCGAGAUCUGGACAUCAUUUUCAAAGACAAUACUGAGGGGUACUGGGUUGGUCGCGUGAGGAGGAGUUUGGUGAACAAGAAUCCUGAAGAAUCUCCUCGUUGUGUUGAAAUUAUUCUGGUUCCGGUCCCUAUUUCCUCCAUAACGAUCCACCAGAGUACCCGCCAGCGCAGCGCAGAACUCGCAGAAUCCGGUCUUCCUCAAUUUCAACCUCAGAGCCCCGUCCGCCGUAUGAGAGCCAUUGAAUCUGCUCCACAGAAGACUGAGCCAAUCGUUGUGGACUAUUUCCAGACACUCAGUGCCUUCAAAGAAAAGAAUGGUGAAUGGGUCCAGUUUUUAGAUGAAACAUCACCCGGAAAGCAGCUCAAGAAGAUGAGCAAUGAAAUCCAGACCGUAUGGCAUCAGUACUUGAAAGAUGCGUGUAACACUAAAAUUAUAAGCCACGCUCGCUCUCCCACAUAA